Alnus glutinosa is the source of this 718-nucleotide messenger RNA. RefSeq lists its product as uncharacterized. The transcript has 2 exons. The record is from RefSeq and is a predicted model, not a curated record. The coding region runs from base 1 to 717 and encodes 238 amino acids. Gene Ontology annotation, molecular function: protein binding. Lineage: Eukaryota; Viridiplantae; Streptophyta; Magnoliopsida; Fagales; Betulaceae.
AUGGACUUUUCAGGACUGAAGAAGCCUUAUCAUGCGGCCUUGGAGGGAGACUGGAAGGGCAUGGAGAGCUUCUACAGCAAACAUCCCGAGCGCCUCCUUGAUCCUCUGACGAUCGACAAGGACACUGCAUUUCAUAUUGCAGCGUAUAGUGCAGAAACAAAACUGCUUGGACAUUUUCUUGAUCUGCUAAAAGAACCCUCCCAAAUAUUGGCAGCCUUGUCUAACAAGAACAGUCACGGUAACAAUACUUUUCACGAGGUGACCACAACCGACAACGUUAAAGCAAUUAAGCUCUUGAUUAGUAAACUUGAGUGGGCUUGUGCACAGGACAAAGUCCAUGGAACCAAUUUCAUCACCGAGCUGAAAAAGCUACUCGAGGAUCAGAACCAACUAGGGGAAACCCCAUUGUAUAGGGCUGUCGCCCUAGGUCAGUUCCAAGUGCUCAAAUUUUGUGCUAAAAGAGUUGGCAAUCUAAGUUAUCACUUCCACAGAUAUGACAAAAUGUCCAUUCUCCAUAUUGCUGCCAUAGGCCAACACUUUGAAACCGCCGCUUGGUUAUUAGAAAAGGACAAGGGACUUGGAAAAGAAAAGGGAAACAGUGGCAUGACAUGUCUUCACCUGCUAGCGAAAAUGCCAUCUGCUUUCGAGAGUUCAUCCCGCAUGGGCAAAAUGAAGACUCUUCUCUAUUAUUGUAUGUUAUCAAUGUUAUGUGUCUAAU